This is a messenger RNA of Epithele typhae, 501 nucleotides long. RefSeq lists its product as uncharacterized. Lineage: Eukaryota; Fungi; Basidiomycota; Agaricomycetes; Polyporales; Epitheliaceae. Bases 1 to 501 code for a protein of 166 amino acids. The transcript has a single exon. The record is from RefSeq and is a predicted model, not a curated record.
AUGUUCUCCAUUGUCCUCAUCACCGUCGCCCUCGUCGCCGCCGCUUGCGCCAACCCGCUCCCCGCCUCCGAGGUCAGCGUGCACCCCCUCGCCUCCGCCUCGGGCGUGACGACCGCGGCCUCCUUCCCCCUGCACGACCUCGCCUCCUCGCUCGGCCCCGUCCCGGCCUCCGCGGCCGUCGGCACGACGCCCGCGCCCUUCUUCGCCAAGUCGCCCUCCGCCGACGCGGUCGAGGCGACGUUCCCCGCGACGCUCCUGCUCUGCCCGGGCACCAACUGCGCGAGCUGCUCCGGGUUCGACCUGAGCAGGAUUCCCGUGAACGUCUGCUUCGCCACGAGCGCGUUCCGGAGCGUCGCGAUCAGCCAGCCGAGCAACUCGGGCCUGCCGUUCGGCGUGGUCGUCGGGCCGUCCGGGUGCUCGAGCUUCGCGCAGAUCCCGACGGUGAACCAGUGCUUCAACGUGAACGGCGGUCCGUUCUCGGACUUCGCUCUCAUCCAGUGA